Messenger RNA from Colletotrichum destructivum, 783 nucleotides. RefSeq lists its product as uncharacterized. The record is from RefSeq and is a predicted model, not a curated record. Lineage: Eukaryota; Fungi; Ascomycota; Sordariomycetes; Glomerellales; Glomerellaceae. Bases 67 to 591 code for a protein of 174 amino acids. The transcript has a single exon.
UUUCAACACUCGUUACUAACUAAAAGUCUUCCACUCUUUGACGCCUCAAUCCCCAUCUCAGUCAGCAUGGUUUACCUGCCCUCCGUCGCUGCGGGCCUCGCUCUCGCCGCCUCAGCAGCAGCUCAAAAGCUCAACACCUGGCCCCAAUACAACCACGGCGGCUGGUACAACCAAACCGACGGCGACGUGACCACGUUCGGAUCCCCCGAGAUCACCCCGGGCGGCAGUGCAAGAUUCUCCUUCCUCUUCAACCGUGUCGACCCUCCUUACGCCGGCUUCUACGUCCAGUCAUCUGGCGACUACAUCACCGACUACACUGUAAUCGGCUACGGUUGGGGCAGGCCGGUGACCAAUGGCCGUGUCUGUGGGGCCAAGGGCAAUUUCACUUUCGUACCCCUGACCGGCCUCAACGGCGAGCCGCCCGUCAGUGGGGCCGAUACGCUGUUUCUCGAGGUCACGGCCGCCAAGAAUGGUGCAACCAAGGCCACUAUCAACGAAGUCUGGCCCGUUUGGGCUGGGGAUGAGAUCUUCUACCCGAACAACACCUCGCCGUGUCCGCCUGAGACUAAGAGGGUUAGACGUUCUGCUUGAAACGGACGGUGGUAGAGUACAACGAGGUUGGAUAUCUUGCCGUCACCGGGCUACAUUGAGGAAUGGGGAGGUAGUUGGCUGUGUGAGGGCUGGCGAGGCCAAUCCGACCCGAGCACCUUGAAGAAAUAGGCCUUUUAACCGUGUGGCUGGAUGACACCUAGUAUUCUAAUACACACAAUAUUCUUGGUUUCC